Cercocebus atys (sooty mangabey) is the source of this 990-nucleotide messenger RNA. Its product is annotated as olfactory receptor 4F3/4F16/4F29-like. Gene Ontology annotation, biological process: G protein-coupled receptor signaling pathway. The coding region runs from base 1 to 990 and encodes 329 amino acids. Lineage: Eukaryota; Metazoa; Chordata; Mammalia; Primates; Cercopithecidae. The record is from RefSeq and is a predicted model, not a curated record. Gene Ontology annotation, cellular component: membrane. The transcript has a single exon. Gene Ontology annotation, molecular function: olfactory receptor activity; G protein-coupled receptor activity.
AUGAAUGGAGAAAAUCACUCAGUGGUGUCUGAAAUUUUCUUGUUGGGACUCACGAGUUCUUGGGAGAUUCAGAUUUUCCUUUUUCUGUUUUUCACAGUGUUUUAUGUAGCAAGUAUGCUGGGAAACAUUCUCAUUAUGCUUGCUAUAAUCUCAGACCAUCACUUACAUUCCCCGAUGUACUUUCUGUUGGCAAAUCUCUCCUUCAUUGAUACAGGUGUUUCCAGCAUUGCAACCCCAAAGAUGGUUUAUGACCUUUUCAGAAAACAUAAAGUCAUCUCCUUGAAAGGAUGCAUUACUCAGAUGUUCUUUAUUCACACUGUUGGUGGUACAGAGAUGGUGCUGCUCAUAGUCAUGGCCUAUGAUCGGUAUAUUGCUAUCUGUAAGCCCCUCCACUACCUGAACAUCAUGAGCCUAAGAACAUGUAUUUCUUUUACGGCUGUUGCUUGGACCAUUGGACUCAUCCAUUCUGUGGCCCAACUGGCUUUUGUUGUAAACUUACCCUUUUGUGGCCCCAACAAAAUGGAUAGUUUUUAUUGUGAUUUUCCUCGGUUUAUCAAACUCGCGUGUAUAGACACAUACAGACUGGAGUUUCUGGUCACUGCCAACAGUGGUUUCAUCUCCAUGGGCACUUUCUUCAUCUUGAUUGUGUCCUACAUCUUUAUUCUGGUCACAGUUCGUAAACACUCUUCAGGAGGUUCAUCCAAGGCCCUGUCCACUCUCACAGCUCACAUCACUGUUGUGGUUUUCUUCUUUGGUCCUUGCAUUAUUGUCUAUGUGUGGCCAUUUCCUACCUUACCUAUAGAUAAAUUUUUAGCUAUCUUUGAUACCCUUAUUACUCCUUUUAUGAAUCCUGUCAUCUACACAUUUAGAAAUAAGGACAUGAAGGUAGCAAUGAGGAAACUGUUUCUUAGGGCUUUCAGUAUCAGGCAGAAUUCUUUUUCUCCCAGUCCAAAAAAAUUCAGAUUCAUCUUGACUAUUCUUGGAAAUUAA